This is a messenger RNA of Monosiga brevicollis MX1, 3228 nucleotides long. RefSeq lists its product as uncharacterized. The transcript has 9 exons. Bases 1 to 3228 code for a protein of 1075 amino acids. The record is from RefSeq and is a predicted model, not a curated record. Gene Ontology annotation, molecular function: actin filament binding; small GTPase binding. Gene Ontology annotation, biological process: cortical actin cytoskeleton organization; cell migration; regulation of cell shape. Gene Ontology annotation, cellular component: cytosol. NCBI's taxonomy places the organism in Eukaryota, Choanoflagellata, Craspedida, Salpingoecidae.
AUGGGCAAGAAGCUUUUCUCCCGCUCCGCGGACCUGACGCGGCCGGAGGACGUGCGUGCGGGUAGCGCCCACAGCACGCCCUCCCAUCGUGGUACCCGCAAGCUUGACGUCAACGUCAUGCGACCUGAUGACAUUGGCGGCCCCAUGGCCGCCUCAGCGCCUCUAACCACGGAGGAGAUGCCACCCGUCCCUCAGCGAGACGUGUUGGAGCAGCAGCUAACCGGUGUCCUGGAGAGCAUGAACAUCCCACGCCCCAAGCGAGCUGAGAUCAUGAAUCAGAGUGAUGAGAAGAAGUGGCAGCUCGUUUGGGCUCAGAUGAAAGUCAAGGCGCGCUACAACCCCUCUCAUUAUCUGGACAGCCUCAUCAUCCACCUCGAUGCUGCUGAGAAGGCCCGUCGCAAGAACACAAAAAAGAAGACGCCGCCCGGUGUGGAGGAACCGGCCUCUAUAUUGCGGGGCAUCGAAAUUUCGCUCCGCACCAAUCCUUUGAGCUGGGUCAAGGAUUUUAUCAACUAUCAGCCCACUAUUGACGAGCGAAACAAGGACACCAAACAACGUGCUGGAGGGCUGGACAUCCUCAUGGAAUACUUUUCCUCUCUCGAAAACGACGAGCGGCACUCCGACGACAACUACUUAUGCGUCCUCUGUCUGCGGGCUCUGAUGAACAAUGCUACGAACGCGUUUCUUCAACAGAACAUAUACCUGGCUCUACCAUCAAGGCGUCCUCACUCUGGUGCACAUGCGCGCAAACGUUCUCAGUUUGGUUUCAACACCGUCAUGGCGCACCCCGAUACCAUCAACCAAAUCUGCUUGUGUCUGGGCAGCGUCGAUCCUUUCUCGACUGGCUCAGAUGAGCUGACCGCUGCGGAGGAAGGCGAGCAGAGCCGUCGGUACCGCACACACAUUCUUGUUCUGGAGCUUCUUGCAGCUGUGUGCCUUGUUUCCAAGGGCCACGCUCGCAUUUUGCAAGCCUUUGAUAACUUUCAACGGCUUCAUCAAGAGAAGCAGCGCUUCAUGUCCAUCAUGCAUCUCUUGCGCUCGGAGCGGCAUCAUGUGGCUGUCAUGGUUGCUUGCAUGGCCUUUGUCAAUGUUGUGGUCCACUGUGUGCCCGACAUGAAUUAUCAAGUCGCGCUUCAAGAGGAGUUUUCCAAAAUGGGUCUCAUGUCCCUGAUUGAUGAUUUGGCCAAGAGUGCGGCUCCAGAUCUCCAAGAGCAGAUCAACGCCUACCAGGAGAACUUUAUCAAUGUGGCCGAGCUGGCUCGCGAUGCGGAGGCCCAUGCCAUGGACCUGGAGCGAAUUUCUCAGCUGGAAGAGCAGUUGGAGGAUGUCAAGGCCGAGCUUAAAGAGGUUUCAGCCUUGCGCAUCGAAGAAACCACCGAGCUCAAGAAUGAAGUGUCAGACCUGCAGGGUCUGCUUGGAACCAUUCGCGCGCGGUUGCAAGAGGAGAAGGAUCGUCAUGCCGCCACGCAAGUUCAGGCCACGCAGGACGUUAGCUCUCUCAAAUCUGACCUGCAAGGGGCGCGCGAUCGCCUCGUUGCCGUUGAGCAGAAGCUUGCUGAAGCCGAGUCCAUUUCGGCCUCCAUUGCGCGCCUCAAUGAGUCGCAGGGCAAGGUGGACCGCAGCAUGCUCCGCGACGUGGGUGUGAACACGGAUGGCGAUGCUGUUGAUGUCACGAGCCCACCGCCGGCACCCGGCCCUCCGCCAGCAGCGCCCUUACCGCCACCACCACCGCCACCAGCUCCCCCGCCGGCGCCGGGCAGUGCCUUUGCUGUUCAGGAUCUGAACGCAGGGGGUAAUAAGCGCCGCGUGGAGGUGCACGCCAAGCUUCCCAUGCUCAACUGGACGACCUUGUCCCAGGCGCAGGUGGCUGAUACAAUCUUCAAGGAUCUUGAUGAUGACAAGGUCCUGGACGAGGUGGACUUUUCCUCCUUUACCGAGGCGUUUCGCCUGGACACGCAGGGUGGUGAUGGCGCGAGCCGAGACUCUCAUGCCAACAAUGUGGUGACCACUUUGCGUCGCAAGGCCACGCAUGGCCCUGAUACCGUAUUGGAUUUGAAUCGUGCGCGCAACCUGGCGAUUGCUCAGCGCCGCGUGGGCACGGACGUCGAUGCCGUCAUUGCUGGCAUCAACCGCCUCGACUUGAAGGUGGUUACGGCUGAGAAAGCAGAGCUGUUGCGUUCCGAGUACAUGGCCUCUGAUGAGGAGAUGAGCAUGCUGACCGAGCGGCAUGACAGCGGCAAACCCAUGGCCGAGGUGGACGUUUUCCUCUACCACCUCAACCGCGUUCCUCGUCUGCGGCAAAAGCUCAUGCUUUUGUCGUACUUGGACAGCUGCGAUGAAGUACUGCACUCGCUCUCGCCGGCAGCCAACAAACUGGAGACGGCCAGCCGCUCGUUGGUGGAAAGUCAACGCUUACGUCAGCUGUUGUCGAUUGUUUUGGCGUUUGGCAAUUACAUGAACAGCCAGCGCCGAGGUGGUGCCUACGGUUUCAAGCUCUCCGUAUUUACCCGCCUCUUUGACACGCGAUCGCGCGACCGCUCACAGUCGGUGCUCAACUAUGUCGUGGCAGCUGCUGAGGAGAUGUAUCCUGAUUGCCUGCAAUUCGCGGACGAGCUUCAUUGCAUCGACAAGGCAGCAGGGAUUUCGAUUGCAUCGUUGGAACAAAACCUUCUUGGACUUGAGCGCACGGCCAAGGCAGUGUCGCAAGAGCUGGAAUUGGAUGCCACACACGAAGCGUUGCUGCAUUUCCGGGACACGGUGCUGCCCCAGAUCCAUGCUGCCCGGGACGAUGUGGAGCGGGCUCGAGCUGCAUUCCGCCGUGCCGUUGAAUUUUUUGCCGAGGACGAAAAGGCUGAGCCCUAUGUCUUCUUCAAGACCUUUUUACAACUGGAUGACCAAAUCAAACAGGCGCAGGAACAGAAUCGCCGCCGAGCCGAGGCGCAAGCACGCGCCGCCGAGGAGGCCAGGCAACAAGCGGCCGAAGAUGCUCAGCGGAAGGAGGCCAUGUUGCGGGGCGAUGCGUUGCAGUCGUUGCCCGUCGGCGGACCUCGCAAAGCAACGCUGCAGCCGCGCACCAGCAUCGAUAUCCGUGAUGAAGUGGCGGAUGGCGACAUUGACAGCUUGAUUAGUGGCUUGAAGGAGCAAGGUUAUCGCCGUGGUGGUGUCAAAACGCAGCGGGGACGUGACCGCGGGGACGCCUAUGGUGCUGCGCGACCUUGGCUCAAGUAG